Messenger RNA from Rhagoletis pomonella (apple maggot), 2379 nucleotides. RefSeq names its product spermine synthase (gene Sms). Gene Ontology annotation, molecular function: spermine synthase activity. Lineage: Eukaryota; Metazoa; Arthropoda; Insecta; Diptera; Tephritidae. The transcript has 4 exons. The record is from RefSeq and is a predicted model, not a curated record. Bases 317 to 1417 code for a protein of 366 amino acids. Gene Ontology annotation, biological process: spermine biosynthetic process.
GCAAAAACGCUGCAUAAACUGGCACUGGAAAACUGGCCCUUAGUAGAAAAUAAACAUGAUUCAAUAAUCAUGGAAAACAGAGACUUGGGGGAAGUGAAAACUAGCUGCAACUCUUUCUAAGGAUGACAUUUGCCAUUUUUGUAAAAGCAACAGAUGUCGCUGUAUUUUGUAUUUGUCAAAACAAAAUCAAUAGCGCUGUUCUUUUUGUGAAAAACAAGUUUUUGUACAGGAAGCUCUUGCCGCGAAGUGCGUGGGAUCUAAUUUUACUAUUAAAAUUUUAAGAUCCUUACAAAUAAAAAAUCGAAUUAUUGGCAAAAUGACGGCCCAAACUAUUCUUUUCGAUUUCACUGUGGAUUCAGGAAAGACUUCUGAUUCUAAGCAGCGUCAGGAGAUUGCCAAAGUAGUACGAGGUGAAGUGGAGAACGUAUUUCCACAAAUUGAACUGGCCUAUCAAAUGUCUAUGGAGGACGGAUUUUUUUGUGUUCUAACAGAAAACAAGGAGACAAUGGUAACAUUGCGCAUUUUUCAACAGGGCCUAGUAACUAUGAAUAUUGAAUAUUACCUGGAAGAUGGAAAGGAGCCGUUGAUGUCUUUCGAUACAAUGCGCACAAUGGAACUGAUUUUACGACAAAAAUUGCAUUCUGAUCGUUCCAAGUAUUUACCUCCGAUAAAACGCGGUGGAUAUAUUGACAUAUACAUGACUAGUUCAGAUGAGCGAAUUAUCGAGUAUGACAUUGAUGCCCUGGUUUAUGAGGAGCGGUCACCGUUUCAAAAAAUACAAAUACUACACUCGAAAACACUUGGAAACAUGUUGAUUUUGGACGAAUUGCAAAAUAUUGCCGAGUCUGACUUAAUCUAUACGGAAACAUUGAUGAGUCGAGGAACUGAAAAUUACGAGGGAAAAGAGAUAUGCAUACUUGGUGGUGGAGACGGUGCGUUGCUCUAUGAAUUAUUAAAGGAGAAACCCAAGUUUGUCGUGAUGCUUGAAAUUGACGAACUGGUGAUGCAAGCCUGUAAUAAGUAUUUAAAUACGAUUUGUGGUGAUGUACUGGAGAAGCGAAGCGGCGACAACUAUGAAAUCGUAGUAGGAGAUUGUGUGGAAUACAUGAAAAAAUUCAUUACCGAAGGACGAAAAUUCGACUAUGUGUUUGGUGAUCUCACUGAUAUUCCAAUAACUGGAGCACCUGUUGGGGAAAUUUGGGAUUUUAUUCGGACAAUUUUUGAACAUUCGUUCAAAAUAUUAAAACCAGAUGGAAAAUAUUUAACUCAUGGCAAUGGGACGGCUUGCACAGAGUCUUUGGAGUUAUUUGAAGAUCAAUUGCGAUUGCUUCGGCCAAAAGUGAAGUUUACUACAUCAAAGGCCUUCGUGCCCUCAUUUAUGGAAGAGUGGCUAUUUUAUCAAGUAUCUUUGGCUUGACCGACUCAAACAUUAUACAAUUUAAUAAUUUACAAUGUAUGUAAUCAAAUGCAACGGCUAUAUGGUUACACACAACUCCAAAUGACCUUUUUCAGUGAGGCUUUUUUGAUACUCAGUACAAUAAUGAGUAGGUUCUAUGGAAAACUAAAUACUUCACAUCAACUUAAAAUUGUGUCGCUUCCGUUAGAAUACCUACACCACGCACUGGUUUCUUAGUGUGGUGAGAGGAAUUCGUAACUGGUAGAAUCGACUCUUAAACGCGUGGUCAUAUUACAUCGAUGUCAGCAAAACAUUGAAAGAUAAAAAAAUCGUACCAAAUAUGGAAUGCCAAUUUAUUUAUUUCUAGUUAUAAUUGUACUUAUUUCGCUAAUACUUAGUAUUUGAGUAAUAUUCGAUAGAUGCUUCCUUAUAAUCAUUAAGAUUACGUUUAAAGUUAAAACAGCCAAGGGCUACACAUCCAUACAUAUACAUAUGUAUGUACGUACAUACAUAUGUAUAUAUGCAGAAAAAAAACUAUGUAAUUCAAUCUUUAUUUAGUCUAUGACUUAUAAAAAAUCUUACAGACUAGAUUACAAAUUGAAUUGAAGUUGCAUGCUUUAAAUCCACUUAUCUCAUUAAUACAUAUAUAUGUAAUUUAAAACAAAGCUAUACGGCAGGUUCCACAAAGCACUUCCUAGUGAAUUUCAACCCCAUUCAAUUUGAAUUCCAAUGGACUGUGGUUGAAAUUCACUCGGACGUAAAUUGCAGAGCCCGCCUGAUAAUGAUGUGAUGGAUUUGGUUACUCGUAUUUGUAUCAUGUGAAAGUGGGUAUUUGAAUUACAUCAAGAAAAGAAAGGAAAUCAGAUCGGUCAGCAAGAUAAAUCAAUGUUGUGAACUUAAUGUAUACCUUUAAGUAUUAAGUAGAUUGCAUAAAGUCAAAUAAAGCCGAAAGUCGUUUGCAGAAACAAACAAUAACUAUAAAA